Messenger RNA from Eufriesea mexicana, 834 nucleotides. Its product is annotated as monocyte to macrophage differentiation factor 2. The coding region runs from base 91 to 834 and encodes 247 amino acids. The record is from RefSeq and is a predicted model, not a curated record. The transcript is spliced from 5 exons. NCBI's taxonomy places the organism in Eukaryota, Metazoa, Arthropoda, Insecta, Hymenoptera, Apidae. Gene Ontology annotation, molecular function: pore-forming activity. Gene Ontology annotation, cellular component: membrane.
UGAAUCUUCUAUUGUCUGACAUAUGAAGUUUUCAAAGUAUUAACAUUAGAAGAUAUUUCAAGAAGAUGAAGAAAUUUAAGAAUAAAAUGGAUGAAUCCACGAGCAUGUACUAAUGAAGCAUAUAUACCUACUUCUGUAGAACACAUAGCAAAUGUGGCUACUCAUGGAAUUUGGGUUGUACCAUCUAUCAUAGGUAGCAUGGAACUAGUUCACCGCUCUAUAACAUGGACUCAAUUAGUAUCAGCUUAUGUAUAUGGCACAUCUUUAAUUCUUGUUUUUACAGUUUCAACAUUUUUUCACAGUGUACAUUAUUGUAAUAAUAACAGACAGCUCAAAGAUGCAUUGCAUCGUUGUGAUCGUGCGAUGAUUUACAUUUUUAUUGCUGCUAGCUAUUUUCCUUGGCUAAAUGUAGAUCAUUUCCCAGACGAUGAAUUGUUAUUUACGAUGCGUUAUGUUGUUUGGAUUAUGGCAAUAUUGGGUAUACUAUAUCAGCAAAUCUUCCAUGAACGAUAUAAAAUGUUAGAAACAAUUUUUUAUUUACUUAUAGGAGUUGGUCCUAGUAUUGCAAUUAUUAAUGUUUAUAAUUACUAUAACAUUAUUGAAUUAAAAAUGGGAGGACUAUUUUAUAUUUGUGGUUUGGUAUUUUUUAAAUCUGAUGGAAGAAUACCAUGUGCACAUGCAAUUUGGCAUCUUUUUGUUGCUGUAGCAGCUGGUUUUCAUUAUUAUGCUAUAUUAAACCAUGUCUUCCCAGCAAUUGGUUCGUCAGAUAAUUUUAUAAUAUCAGAUGUCCCAUCAUUACCAAAACUAUUGAAAUCUCAUAUGGAAGAAUUAUAG